AUGGCUUCCUCAAGCUCAAGUUAUCUCACAAUUCAGGGUUCAAUUGCAUUUUCCCAAUCGCGAAGUCGUUCUAUAGCGGAGAGUAUCAAAGUGAAAGAUGUUCGUGCUCAGUGGGUCCAUUAUGUUCAUGUCACUGGGGAUUUGCAGGAGGAGCAGCGGAGAGUGUUAGAGCAGCUUCUACACUACGGAGAUAUUGUAGGCGUUCCGGCCUCAUUUGACCCAGCGGACGGACCAUCCGCGGUUUAUUACGUUACUCCGCGGAUGGGCACCAUUUCGCCAUGGAGUUCCCAAGCCACUGGCAUAGCCCAUGUCUGCGGCCUCAAAAGUAACGUAAUGCGCAUAGAGCGCGGCUUGCAGAUAUCGUGCCUUUUUACUGAUGUCAGCGAGAAUUUGGAUAAGACUGCUUUGGAUGUUCUUCAUGAUCGAAUGACCCAAACAAUAAGUAAGGACAGGCCAGAUCUCCAUCUCAUGUUUUCCGAGCAUCGGCCUCUUCCUCUUCAAACAAUACCUCUCUAUGGAGAAGGAAAAUCUCCGGUUGAGGUGUUACAGGAGGCAAACACUCGACUUGGUUUGGCAUUGGACCAGUCUGAAAUCGACUAUCUGGUGGACGCCUACGCUCCCAGUGGCCCAGUGCCCCGGCAUCCAACCGACGUUGAGCUGUUCAUGUUUGCCCAAGUUAACUCUGAGCAUUGCCGCCAUAAACAAUUCAAUGCUAUCUGGAUUAUUGAUGGUGAAGAGAAGCCAAACAGCUUGUUCGACAUGAUCAGAAAUACCGAAAGGAAACACCCGGAGCACACGAUUAGUGCAUAUAGCGACAAUGCUGCAGUCCUAGAAGGAGAAAUGGCCGGAUAUUGGGCCCCCAGCCCGCUCAAUGGAGAAUGGACACAAACGAAAGAAGUAGUUCAUUUCUUGGCCAAAGUUGAAACACACAACCACCCGACUGCAGUCUCACCGUUCCCUGGUGCGGCAACUGGAUCUGGAGGAGAGAUUCGAGAUGAAGGAGCUGUUGGCAAAGGGUCAAAGCCGAAGACGGGUCUUUGUGGUUUCUGUGUUUCGGAUCUAUUGAUCCCCGGCCACAAGCAACCCUGGGAGCUUGACGUCGGGAAGCCCAAUCACAUCGCGAGUAGCUUGGAUAUUAUGUUAGAGGCUCCUAUCGGCAGUGCUGCAUUCAACAAUGAAUUUGGAAGGCCUUGCACCGCAGGCUAUUUCCGAACUCUCCUCACCAAAAUUGAUAUCGGGGAUGGACGCUCAGAAUUUCGCGGUUAUCAUAAGCCAAUCAUGAUUGCUGGUGGUAUUGGAACUGUCCGACCUCAAAAUGCGCUUAAAAAUGCUCGAGCGGUAAAACCAGGCUCAUUUUUGGUGGUCCUUGGAGGACCUGCGAUGUUGAUCGGCUUGGGUGGAGGUGCCGCCUCCAGCAUUACAUCUGGCGAAGGUUCCGCAGACUUGGACUUCGCCAGUGUCCAGAGAGGAAACGCAGAAGUCCAGCGGAGAGCACAGGAAGUCAUUAAUGCUUGCGCCGCCAUGGGCGCGGAUAACCCCAUCAAAUUCAUCCAUGACGUUGGCGCCGGGGGUUUAUCAAAUGCGUUGCCUGAACUAAUCCAUGAUGCCUGCUUGGGAGCGAAAUUCGAGCUCCGUGAAAUCGAUACUGCUGACAAGGGUAUGAGCCCUAUGCAAAUAUGGUGUUGUGAAGCUCAGGAGCGAUAUGUUAUGGCCGUUAGUGAGGAAGGAAUGAACAAAUUCACAGCGAUCGUAAAAAGGGAGCGUUGUGGCUAUUCAGUUGUUGGGCGUGGACUGGGUCAACCUGAAGAAGACAGGAGGCUGAUUCUAGUUGAUCGGGAUUCUCAAAACCAACCCGAUCCAAUUGAUCUACCUCUCUCUGUCCUAUUCGGCAAACCGCCGAAAAUGACUAGGAAUGUUACAUCUAGACAACUUUCACUUCCUUCAUUUGACUCUAGCCUUCAAACUUACCUGCCUAGUAUCCUGAAGGAAGACUUGUUUAGCGAAGCAGUCACGCGAGUCUUAAACUUGCCUGCCGUCGGUUCGAAAUCAUUCCUCAUCACCAUUGGCGACAGAACUGUAGGAGGGCUCACCGCUAGGGAUCAAAUGGUUGGGCCCUGGCAAGUUCCUGUCUCAGAUGUCUCUGUUACGGCGACAUCACUACUGCAGGGGAUGCGAACUGGUGAAGCAAUGGCAAUGGGGGAGAAGCCACUACUUGCUCUGAUUUCGUCUGCUGCUUCUGCGAGAAUGGCUGUUGCUGAAUCCAUCAUGAAUAUUGCCGCUGCAGAGCUAAUUGGCCGAUUGACACGAGUCAAGCUCUCUGCCAACUGGAUGUCAGCCAGCAACCAUCCUGGAGAAGGUGCCGCGAUAUACGAAGCAGUCGAAGCCAUCGGACUGGGCCUGUGUCCACAACUAGGCAUUAGUAUUCCUGUUGGGAAGGACUCCAUGUCCAUGAAAAUGAAGUGGAAGGAUGAAAAAUCACAAGAGCUGCGAGAAGUGACUGCUCCUCUGUCGGUUGUGAUAUCUGCGUUUGCCCCUGUUGGGGACAUUCGGAAGACUUGGACACCAGCUCUUCGCAGCUUUGAGGAAGUGGGAGAGACUGUGCUUAUGUUCGUUGAUCUAUCAUUUGGUUGCAAAGCCCUUGGGGGAUCAUCUCUUGCCCAAGUGUUUGGCCAGGUGGGAAAUCAGUGUCCUGAUGUUCGUGAUGUUGAACUCUUGAAGGACUUUUUCGAUGCCACUCAACAACUUCAGGAAGCUGAUAUUGUCCUUGCAUAUCAUGAUAGAUCAGAUGGAGGCCUUUUUACUACCCUUGCAGAGAUGAUGUUCGCUGGAAGAUGUGGCGUUCAAGUUAUGCUGGAUGAUAUAUGCCAAAGCUCCGAUACUCGCCAUGUAAUCGAGACUCUGUUCAAUGAGGAGCUGGGAGCCGUAUUCCAAGUACGCAAAAAGCAUGAAACCCAAUUUCGCAGCUGCUUCUCAACUUGCGGUCCUCCCCCUGGCUUGAUAUUCCGAAUUGGUCGGGUAUCGGAGAAGUCCAAACAGAACCUGGCAAUUUAUCAUGAUGCCACUUUGAUCUAUCGAAACUCUCGCUCCAACCUACAACGGACAUGGAGUAGUACAUCUUACCAAAUGCAACGACUCCGCGACAAUCCUGCCGCAGCAGAUCAAGAGUACGAAAAUAUUCUUGAUGACCUAGAUGCUGGUCUUUCAUACAACCUCACCUAUGAUCCUAAAGAGUCUGCAUUGCCAUUGAUGACUAGUAUCACCUCUCGCUUCUCUCCUUUUUCCUCAAAACCCCGUGUCGCAAUCCUCCGCGAGCAGGGCGUUAAUGGCCAAGCCGAAAUGGCAUUCGCUUUCGACAUGGCCGGUUUCACCGCCGUUGACGUACACAUGACAGAUAUAAUCUCCGGACAAGUUUCCCUAUCAUCCUUUGUCGGCAUGGCAGCCUGCGGUGGCUUCUCGUACGGCGACGUCCUAGGUGCCGGCCAAGGCUGGUCGAAAUCAGUGCUCCUGCACAAAAACACCAGAGAUGAAUUCAAAUCCUUUUUUGAGCGCCCAGACACUUUCACGCUGGGUGUUUGCAACGGUUGCCAGUUCCUCAGCCGGCUAAAGGAGCUUAUCCCAGGCGCCAACGACUGGCCUAGUUUCGACCGCAACGAGAGCGAACAGUACGAAGGCCGUGUCUGCAUGGUAGGCAUCUACGAUCCGGACGCAGCAACACCAAGCGUCUUCUUGCACGGCAUGCACGGCUCCAGCUUGCCGAUUGCCGUCGCCCACGGUGAGGGGCGGGCAUCAUUCACGACCUCAGGCUCGGAUGCACAGAGUCUUGUGAAACGGAAUCUGGUACCAAUCCGCUACGUCAAUAAUACGUCCCUGAAGCCAACGAUGAAGUACCCCUUCAAUCCCAAUGGUAGUCCGGAGGGUAUAGCUGGUGUCCGAACUCCUGAUGGCAAAGUACUGGCUCUUAUGCCGCACCCAGAGCGCACUAUUAUGGGGGGUGUGGGAAGUUGGAUUCCAUCCGACAAGAUGGAGCAAUGGGGCAAUAUUGGUCCUUGGGGACGAAUGUUCUACAGCGCAAGAAGAUGGGUUGGCUAA
Paracoccidioides brasiliensis Pb18 is the source of this 4089-nucleotide messenger RNA. Its product is annotated as phosphoribosylformylglycinamidine synthase. Gene Ontology annotation, biological process: 'de novo' IMP biosynthetic process. Bases 1 to 4089 code for a protein of 1362 amino acids. The record is from RefSeq and is a predicted model, not a curated record. The transcript has a single exon. Gene Ontology annotation, molecular function: phosphoribosylformylglycinamidine synthase activity.